AUGCUAUCAGUACUCGGAGUGGUAAAAUACUCCAAAGUGCUAAAAAAGAAGGUGAUAAAUCUCGAGCCAAUUGCUGAAGAAGAAGAGGCACAAUCUGAUAUGCCAACAAUUGUUGAUGGGGUCCAAACGGAGGCUCCUAUUGUUGAAAAAUUUGUUAAUAUUCCAAAAAGUUCGAAGAUGACUAGCCUGAGUAGUGACACAGGAAAACAGACUGUUGGUGAAGAAGACGGAAGAUGCCAAGUGUCAGAAAUUUAUGAUAAGUUGAAGCAGUUGUCAAUGAACUUUCCAUUCUUAGAUGCUGUUAAGGAGAUGCCUGGAUUUGCAAUCCAGAAGAAGGGAGAUCAAGGGGCACUCACCAUUCCCUAUUCUACCGGGCAUCAUGAUUUUGCUCGUACUUUUUAUGAUAAUGGGGCUAGCAUAAAUUUAAUGCCACUUGCUAUUUACAAGCAAUCGGGAUUGGGGAUGCCUAGACCGAUGACUAUGCAAUUACAGAUGGCUGACAGAUCUAUUAAGAGGACGGUUGGUGUGGUAAAUGAUGUUCUUGUGCGGGUUGGUGAUUUUCUAUUGCUCGUGGAUUUCGUGAUUCUUGACUGUGCUGUUGAUUGGGACAUCCCCAUUAUUUUAGGGAGACCUUUCCUCUCUACGGGAAGAGCUCUUAUGGAUUCGAAAAAGAAUGAAAUAAAAUUAUUUGUCAAUGAUGAGGAAGUGACUUUUCAGGCAACUAUGGAGUUCAAAAUGGAAAUAGAAUGUUUGGGAGAGGCUCUUGCUGCUAUUUUGGUAAAUUUUGAUGCUGAUGACAUCGAGGGCUAUGUGGAGACUGUAAAUUCGCUUGUGGGGUUGGGUUCUUAUUAUUACCAACCAAAGAAGCUAGAUCUUGAUCUUGAAAAUAGAACGACUCCUCCAUUAAAACCAUUCAUUGUUGAGCCACCUAAGCUUGAGCUUAAGCAGCUGCCUACACAUCUGAAGUAUGAGUUUCUUGGCCCGGACAACACUUUGCCAGUUGUUGUGUCUGCAUUACUGAAUGAAGAGUAG
Molecule: messenger RNA, 1032 nt
Organism: Lycium barbarum (goji berry)
Lineage: Eukaryota; Viridiplantae; Streptophyta; Magnoliopsida; Solanales; Solanaceae
Exons: 4
Coding region: 1-1032 (343 amino acids)
Source: RefSeq, a predicted model, not a curated record